UCUGACAUGUGUUACAGUUUUGUAACGCUAGGUUGGAUUGUAGGUUGAGAUUCAUUUUCUGCUGUGAAGUUCACACCGAAAACAUCAUCAUGCUUAUUCUAGGAUCAAGAGCAAGAUUUUGCACUUUGGCAUUCACUGCCACACGAAUGUUUGCGACUGGUCCUCAACCAAAUCCAGUCGUUUAUUUUGAUAUCGCUGCAGAUAACCAACCUCUUGGCAGAGUAACCUUCGAGCUGCGCGCUGACGUGGUUCCAAAAACAGCAGAAAACUUCCGUGCACUGUGCACAGGGGAACAGGGAUAUGGUUACAAAGGAUCAAUCUUCCACAGAGUCAUCCCACAGUUUAUGUGCCAGGGAGGAGACUUCACAAAUCACAAUGGAACCGGUGGCAAGUCCAUAUACGGGCGGACAUUCCCAGAUGAGAACUUCAAGCUGAGGCACACUGGUGCUGGGAUCUUGUCCAUGGCUAACGCAGGGCCUCACACAAACGGCUCUCAAUUCUUCAUCUGCACAGGCAAGACAGAGUGGCUGGAUGGCAGGCAUGUUGUGUUUGGCAGUGUGAAGGAGGGCAUCGAGGUGGUGCAGAAGGUGGAGGCCCUCGGCUCUCGCUCCGGGCGCACCGCCAAACGCAUCACCAUCACCGACUGCGGAGAGCUGAAAGACUAGACAGACCCUCCGUCAGCCGCCACGACGACGGACGGGCACCUUCGGAACACCGCAAACCCCUCUACCCAAGCUUCCACCACCUCCUUAAACAAACCUCUUUCUCCUACCCCCCCCCAAACGCCUCCUGUCCGGGUCUGUUUUGGCGCCUCACCAUCGCUGACUGUGGUGAGCUCAAGUGUACUAGACAGACCCCAGUCAGCCACAACGGCGGCACCUAUUCGACCACCGCCCGCUGCCGCCCCUCAAACUUCUCCAAUAACCCCCUACUACCCACCCUUCCAUCCACCACCUCCUCAAACGCCUUUCUCCUCUCCCCAACCUCUUCCCCAAACACCUCCUCUUGGUCUGUUUUGGUGUCUACUACCUCCUUAAUAUCUUCUCCUCCUCCUCCCCACUUCUCUUAUUCUUUUAAGGACUUUGAAUGUCCUUACUCCCCACCUCGAUCCUGCUAACACCUUAUGUGAAGGUCUAUUUUGGUAUCUUCUAGUUUCCAAGACCUUCUCCUCAUGCUGACCACCUCUCUCCUCCGAGGCUCCUCCUCCUCCGACUUUCCGUUCAGUCCUUUAAGAAUUGCCCUCCUCCGAUACUCCUCUUCCCGACCUCCUAACACCUCUUGUCAAGGUCUGUUUAGGUGUCCACCACCUCCACAAGACCUCAUUUUCUCCCCACUAACCACCACCUACCUCUCUCCUCCUUGUCCUCACCUUCUCUGAAUAUCCUUGUCGACCUCCUCCAAAAACCACCUCUCACCUCGUUCCCGUUCUUCCCGACCUCCCACAAACACCUCCUGUUUUUUGGCAC
Messenger RNA from Engraulis encrasicolus (European anchovy), 1466 nucleotides. RefSeq names its product peptidyl-prolyl cis-trans isomerase A-like. Gene Ontology annotation, biological process: protein peptidyl-prolyl isomerization; protein folding; cellular response to hydrogen peroxide. NCBI's taxonomy places the organism in Eukaryota, Metazoa, Chordata, Actinopteri, Clupeiformes, Engraulidae. Gene Ontology annotation, molecular function: peptidyl-prolyl cis-trans isomerase activity. Gene Ontology annotation, cellular component: mitochondrion. The coding region runs from base 90 to 665 and encodes 191 amino acids. The record is from RefSeq and is a predicted model, not a curated record. The transcript has 6 exons.